GCCUCAGAAGAAGGCCGCGGAGGGGCCCAAGGCCCCCGUUAGCAAGCAGAGGCAAGCCGCCGCCAGACACCGUGCGCCCCAGAAGCGAGACAGCAAGAUCAAUGCCUGGUUUGGCGACGUGUUGAAUGCAGGCGGCUUGGAGAACGUCGAUGAGGCCCGCGACUCCGACUGGGGCGGCGCCUCCGAGCACGGCCGGCCGACGAGCCCAACAUCGGAGUUGCCGCCCGCAGCGAACUUCGAGAGCGACGCCCUUGCGAUGGGCGCCCAG
Molecule: messenger RNA, 268 nt
Organism: Prorocentrum cordatum
Lineage: Eukaryota; Dinophyceae; Prorocentrales; Prorocentraceae
Source: the annotation of a GenBank genome assembly